GGGACUCUUGGACAGACGCACUGGGAUCGCUGGCUUUCUCCCAGCAAGGAGACCAGAAGCUCUUCUGGAUAUGCUGGAUAUUGAAGCCGAGGUACUGGAUGAGAAGUCUAAACCAGUUUUGGAUUUGAUCAUACCGCAUAUGGAGUUUGUUCCCAGAUUACUGAAAGAGACUUUCUGCUGCUUUAGAGGAAAAUGGGGAGAGUGCAACAAUGAAUAAGGACAUUCACUCCAGAAUUUUUGAAAACUACCUGUUGAAGAGCGACGCACUAAUAGAGUCUUGUAUUCACUUUGAGACUUUUUUUGAAUUGAAGUACAUCUGGAUCCAGCGGAAAUAUUAUUUUCUAGGUAAGAUCAGUGGCUUAUUUCAGCUGGAGACUACACUGGCUUAGAGAUGACUGGAGCCCUGCACACUGGACUCAUACUCUUCUCAUUUGUGGUGGUGUGUGAGAGUGAGCCAACACAUGCUGGGCCAGACAGAGUGGAGGAUUCACAUGGACAAUCCAGACUGGUCCAUCUAACUUCUCACUGGGCCUUCCAGCUGGUCAAUGACUCACUGGCCUUCUCCGGGGCUGACAGAUUCUGCAGAGGCCAGUUCAGCUCCCUUGCCACCGUGGAACAGUCAGAGGACCGGGAGGGAGCCUUGGAGCUGCUUCGGCGGACUGGACAUCGCUUGCCUAUCUGGGUCAGGGACCCAAACAAAGCAGCCUCCAAGCCAGUGGCCCUCUCCAAACAGUAUUUACAUUUCUUAGCUCUAAACUUCCCAAAGGACUCCCUUGAGGGCUUUGCUCGUGUCAACAUGUCCUUUCCAACCCUGUCGUCCGUCAGUGUGUGUGUUCGAGUUCAGUGGAACUCAGAGUGGAAUCAAGUGUCCACCAUCUUCUCCUACGCUGCACCUGUCUUUACCAAUGAGUUCCAGCUAAGAGGCCAAGUGGACAUGCAGGGACGCAUCCUCCUGGCGCUAAUCAUCCAUGGGAAGCACCUGCCGUAUAAGGCGUCCUUCCCCAACGACGGAGCUUGGCAUCACGUCUGUGUCACUUGGCGCCGGAGCAGCAGCCACUGGGCUAUCUAUGUGGAUGGGGACAUGAAGGACAUGGGCACAGGCACAGACACUUCCAGGGAUAUAUAUGGGGAUGGGAUUCUCAUUCUGGGUCAGGACCAAGAUUCAUUUGGAGGGAAUUUCACAGAGCCCUUUUUUGGAAAUAUCACUGACCUAAAUGUUUGGAAUAUGUCUCUGGAAACAAGGCAUGUCCGUGCCCUCAACGCAUGUUCAUCCAUGUCCCAGGAUGUGCUUUUCAGUUGGAAUCUUGACCACCUAAUCACGCACCCAGUGGUCAGAAAGGGGCAGGUCCUUCUCUUUUGCUCAGCAGUGCACCAGCAGAUGGAGCUGCAGGGCUGCAGGAUGCUCCAGGGCUGGGACGAUCCGCUGCCAGUGUUCGGCCUGACAGACUGCUCGGAUCCAUUGCCGUUCAUCUGCCGGAGCAGCACAGAGCGUUACCUGAAGAUGAAGCAGAUGAGUGAUUCUCAGAACUCCCAGCCCACAGCCUUCAUGAACUAUCUGAUGAAGCUUUCCAACAGAACCCAGGCGGUGCUGGGGCAGCAGCCAUCAGGUCUGGACAGCCUGGCCCAGGCGUCUGCCCUGCUGGACAUCUCUGUCCAGGCCCUGGAGGACACGCAGCAGGAAGGACUACAGCCAACAGACAUGGUGUCCCUCAUCCAGCUGCUGUCUCUGGCUGCUGACGCCCCCCCCACACAGCCACUCAGCGGGGCCACCAACCACAGCCAGGACACCAUCCUGGAGCUCAGCCAGCACUUCAUUAGUGUGGCCGACAGCAUCAUCAGCCAAGACAACGCCCUCAAGUGGGAGGCCAUCAAAGAGGUGGUGAACGGCCCAAUGGAUGUGGUCAAGAGUAUUGACCGGAUGGUGACCAGCCUGAGCCCUCGCUUGCUGGAGGAGACUGAUCGCCUGACCAUUCACAGACCCAACAUCAAACUGGAGAUGCAGCAGCAGAUGCUUCAGGAAGGAUCCAGAGGCUCAAGUUUCUGUGGGCCUGAGACAGGGAAACACACCAACCUAGACUGUAUUUCAGUCCCACAUCAGAAGAUACAAGAUCUCCGUAACAAUGGCUUCCAUAAGCUCACGUUGGUCAACACGUGGUACGGCUCUUUGCGGCCUUUCAAUCCAGAGGGGAACAUCACCAUGGUCCCUACUGUCACUGAUGGCAGCCAGAGGUAUUUGGGCACCGUCCUGGGCUCUUCUGUCAUGUCCACCACAGUGCUGGGAGACGACCAGCCGGUUAGCACAGCAGUUCGCUUCCAGCUCCAGCACAGAGUACAGAAUCCCACUGGUACUGUGUAUGAUCCAGUGUGUGCCUUCUGGGAUUUUGAUCUCACUCCCGAGGCCGGUGGGUGGUGGAAUACCAAAGGCUGUGAUGUAGUCUCCAAAGAAUAUGGAUACACUGUGUGCUACUGCAACCACACCACCAAUUUUGCAUUGCUGCUGCAGGUUUAUGAAGCCCAGAGGAGCCUGGAGAACGAAAAAGCUCUGCAAGUGCUGACGUUCAUCGGCUGUGGAGUAUCUCUGUGUGGCCUCCUCUUCACCUUCGUCCUCUUCAUCGCUGUGGGUGUCCCUAAAUCCGACCGUACCACCGUCCAUAAGAACCUGAUCGUGGCUUUGGGCCUGGCUGAGUUGCUGUUGAUGUGCAGUGAUUGGGCGUCUGCCAAUGAGGCAGCGUGCUUCGUGGUGACUGCACUACUCCACCUCUUCUUCAUGGCCUCCUUCUCCUGGAUGCUGGUGGAAGGCCUGCUGCUCUGGAGCAAAGUUGUGUCCGUCAACAUCAGCGAGGACCACAGGAUGAAGCUCUACUACAUCAUCGGCUGGGGACUACCUGUUCUAAUAGUUGGUGUAACAUUGGCAGUAUCAGUGGAUGAGUACAAGUCAGAUGAUCACUGCUGGCUCAAUGUGAAGACUGACACCAUAUGGGCCUUUGUGGGACCUGUUAUAUUUGUCUUAGCGGUCAACGCAGUUGUGCUGUUCCGGGUUGUCAUGGUGACCGUCUCCAGCGCUCGCCGCCGCGCUAAGAUGCUCAGUCCAAGCUCGGCAGCAAAGAUGCAGACCUUUGACCUCACCUGGGCUGUGACCCGUCCAGUUCUCAUCCUGCUGCCAGUGCUGGGUCUGACCUGGCUGUGUGGAGUGCUGGUCCAUCUGUCGGUAGUAGUCGCCUAUGUCUUCAUUGCUCUCAAUGCCACCCAGGGCCUUUACAUCUUCUUAGUGUAUGCUGUUUACAACAGUGAGGUGAGGAAUGCGAUAAAGAGGAUCAAGGAAAAGAGAAAGGCCUUAUCUUUCACGAACUGUUCCCAGCCAACCAGCUUCCUACCUUCCCAGAGGGUCCCGAUCACCUCCUGGGGCCGCAGUCCACUGACCGCCUCCAGCCCUGAGACCAGUGAGACUUCUGGACCGCCCAGCUCCACCUCCACGUCACUGGUCAUCAAGAACGAGAGCUUCAGAAAGGAAAGCCUUGUGAGUUUCUCUUUGAAACCAGCAUCAGGAAACCAAGUGGUCCAGCUGACUGGGUUCAAGCCAUCAGGUACAACUCCAACAACGCUUGAUACUGGUCUUGAAUCAUUCAAGAGUUGUUAUAAGUUAAAAAUGUAAAUAUGUUGAAUGUUAUUGAGCCCACAUAGAGAAAGUAAAGUGUCACAGCAUCACAAGAACAAGAACAGAUUUUCCAAAGCUGUGAAAUAUAGGCAGGAAACCUUUGCUCCCUUGUCAAAUACCAGAUUUUAUGAGAAAAGAAAUCAUCACUUUAGCAAUUUUUUAAAUAGGAAACACUCCCAGUGAAAAAUGUCAAUCAGUAUUUUCCAAAGCCUGAGAUGACGUCCUGAAAUGUCUUGUUUUGUCCACAAUUUAAAGAUAUUCCGUUUACAUUCAAGAACCUGGAAUUGUAUCAUAGUUGGCAACUAAUCAAUUUCAAGAUUUCAAGAGUCAAGAUUCCCUUUAAUUGUCAUUCAGCAAAACCCAGAAAUGUAAAGCAUGAACGAUUAAUCUUUGCAGCUCUACAUUUGCUCUUAAUUUUCACAUUCUCUGUCGUGAAUUAAUUUUAAAAGGCACUGAGUGUUUGAAGAAAGCAUCAUCUAAUAAUGACUUGAAUCUAAAUGAUUGACGACUGAAAGAGCAAACCUUUUAUUUUAUUUUUUUCUAGGUUGUCUCCAUUUACCUGCACAGUGUACACAGCAUUAGGCCUGUGUGAAAACUGCCCCCGGUGUCUUUUGUUUAUUUGAAUGUGCAGGCGAACACAACAGAUGGUCCCUAUUUUUUUCCCAGAGGGUCAAGUCACUGUCAAUGUCUCUAAAUUGCCUGGCAGUAGGGGAAAAAGGAAGUUUUUUAGAUUCAUUAAAUGUUUAGCCGUCUGUGAGGAGCGCCUGAUGGAUGGUGUUUGAGUGCUGUUGGGUGUUCAUUGUUGACGGACGAGACAAAAGGAGAAGUUCAUUCCCUUAAUCAGGGACGGACAGGGGCUGGCUAUUCACGCUGUUAGCCAUUAAACCACUCCAACACCUGCUCUCUCUCACUCUGCCUUUCAUUUCCCUCCUUUUCUUGCUUUAUCUUUUGUACACAAACACACUCGCACUCCUGUAAUGCGAAAACAUUAAACAUCAGAUUGAGCCGGG
Sander lucioperca (pikeperch) is the source of this 4665-nucleotide messenger RNA. RefSeq names its product adhesion G protein-coupled receptor D2 (gene adgrd2). The transcript is spliced from 24 exons. Gene Ontology annotation, cellular component: membrane. The record is from RefSeq and is a predicted model, not a curated record. NCBI's taxonomy places the organism in Eukaryota, Metazoa, Chordata, Actinopteri, Perciformes, Percidae. Gene Ontology annotation, biological process: cell surface receptor signaling pathway; adenylate cyclase-activating G protein-coupled receptor signaling pathway. Gene Ontology annotation, molecular function: G protein-coupled receptor activity. The coding region runs from base 392 to 3652 and encodes 1086 amino acids.